GGGCACAGCUAGAGCACAUUCUACCGCGAUACCGGUUUGGGUCGUUUUAGUCGUUUUACGUUCUUGAAAUUACUCGCCUUUCCUUUCAUAGUAGAAGUUAGAUUUAUUUUUCUUUCGUUCACGCGAGGCAAGAGUUUGUUCACGGCGAAAAUUGAGGUCUGAACUCCUACACUUGGUCAAACAGACGAAGAAAGCCUGGGAGAAUUUUACAAUCGACAAAAUGUCGCCGUAGAGACGCUGUAGGUCAAUUCAUCUGCUCAUUGCUUUCAUCCCCGACAUCUAUUGGCGAAAGGCUACUCUGCUUGGUUUAUUUACCAAAGCUGUUCCAAGAUUAUGGUUUCUUUUCAAUGUAAAAGACUUUGGUGACAAAUGACAGUUACCAACGUAAACUGCUAAAGAAAAAACGUGGAUGACGUGAGCUUGUAAGAUGGUAAGUGAAAUGAGUGAUUUUAUGAACUGGAAAAUCCUUCUUCGGACAUAAUGCUAAAAGUGUAUUUAGGCUUUAGUUGAUUGAAAGCUUAUUUUCAUCUACGUUCUAAAAUUGUGCUUGGGUGAUCAAGAUGCUUGCUGUGCCAUAUUAAAUGAUGAUGAGAUCCUAAAAGUCAGUCCCAUCUCAGUAUAUAUGUCACCCCUAAUCAAACAAUCUUCACUGGCUUGUGGCCUAUUAAUGGGUUGUCUUGCUUGUAGUGUCUUGGAAUGUGUCAACAAAAUCAGGACACUUGGGAGGGACUUAUACGGCCAAAGUGCCUAUUAUGGACACUGAUAGCCUGCAUAGCUGGUGCAAAAACAGGAAGGGGAGAGAAAAGUGAAAAAGGUUUGAAUGUGAAGUCACUACUUCAUUGGCGUAAAUUGUGAUUUUCCAAAGCUUGUGCCGAUAAACCACAGUUCUUUCGAUACCUGCAUCGUGGUUGUUUCUUAUUAUUUUUAAUAGUAAUUUUAAUUUAAUGCACCUCAAUAAGUUACUUAGUGUGGUCUAGCCAAUCAGAAGAUUGCAGAUGCCAGCAGCAACAGAAAUGAACAAAAGGGGGUUCUUAUUACAGGUAUCCAUUCCCUUCUCUCCCCUUUGACUUUUUCCCUCCCUCCCUCCCCAUCCCCUUUUGACGUGUGCCACACAGGCUCACUGACCAGUGAGGAUGUAGUGAUCUCCAUUUUGAUAAGUUUAGGCAAGUCCAGAUGUACCCUACAAGCAGAGGCUACUUUUUCACCAAUCUACUGGUGAGUGAAAAGUGUCCUCCGUUGACAACUGUCCAUUCCCAUCGGGAAAUUUGGACAAAUUAAUUAAAAAUGUGGAUUCUAACCAGUUCUACUCAUAAAGUCAUAUUAACUGAAAUGUACAUAAAUUCUCAGUCUUCAGAUGCAGCAUCUCUUCAUGCCUUGGAGCUUCUUAUGAAUGAAUUCUUUGAUGCUUCUACCAAUAACCAUCGGAAAAGAGAAAUAGGUAUGUUAAUUUCUAUUUUGUUGAAAAGAAAGAUUGUUGAUUUUCAGGUACUGAACAUAGACCUAUUCAGCUAACUCAGUGUUGUACCCAAUUCAAAUCUCCCGGUUUUAAGAUUCUUUGUGUACUGUAUUUGCGUUGUAAUGUGGCAUUCACAUUUAAAUUAUAUGGAAAUUCCUGAAACAUAACAUUUUAUUCCCAAAGGGUUUGAAUUGGGUACAACAUUGAGUUAGCCGCACAGGUCUAUUGUUAGGAAUAACCAACUGAUCUUCCCUACUUUUUUGAGGCUAUCAUCAUCAUCAUCAAUCUUUAUUUAUACACAAAAUCAUAUCAUUUUUUACAUGGUCUUCCUAGGAAUUGUGUGUAAAGUUAGACUAAAAUACUCAAAGGAACUACUUGACUAUAAUGUUAAAAUACAAAAACAUAUUAUAAUAAGAGUUACAAUGAGUCGUGGCAUAUUAAGAUAAUCUUUCCCAUGAAAUGAAGUUUUAAAAACAUUUAACUAGGCAGGUUUCCAAUGUCUGAGGGAAUCUUUUUCCACAGGGCUAAUCUUCCACUCAGCCAUAUGAUACCCCUACUCAAAUUUUCCAAAAUAUGCUUGGCGUUUUAAGUUGGCACAAGCAAACCUCUUUUCAAUCUUCACAGUGUCUACUGUGUCCAUUAUCGAUUUGUGACAAUGCAUCCAUAGGCAGUUGUUCAAGCUUCUUCCGGCGGUCCUGCUUCAUGGUGCUUCUUAGGUAGUUCUUGAGUUGUCUAAGGGCAGAAAUUGUGUGCUCUUAAGGAUGGUGCCCACUAAUGGGAAGUAUUUUUUCCCAGAUAAUGACUAUGUGAGACAAGUAGAUCAUAUCAGGGGCUAUUGAAAUCCAAAAAGAAAAACAGGGGCACAUUUUUCAGAGAACUGCGCUCAAUUUAUCUGAAUAGGGAUUUUUAAAAAUGAUAAAAAAUUUUUUCCCAAAGUUCUUGGCACAAAUGCAAUGAUAAUUGUCUACAAAAUAAGCAACAAAUGAUCCAAUUAUCUUUUUUUUGAAAUAUCAGCACAACUGGGAAGUUAUCAGCAGUUACCCUCUCCACGCCCUUUCCUCAAAAAAUAGGCAGUGAUGUUGCUGAGUAGGCUUAUUACUUUCAUUUGGUAAGAUAAAAAAUAGGGGUUACCACGUGUUUUUAGAAGUUAAAUUGGUUGGUUUCGACCUUAAUUUAAUUGCUUUGGGGGUAAUUUACAAUUUUCCCCAACCCCUCCCUGGUCAGUUUCACUAUUGCUUCACUCAACGCGGAGUACUCUGGGAUAUCCACAAUGACUAACAGUCAGAGAAAGCAACAACACACGGAGGAGAGCAAAAACAGAAAGUGAAGCAUAACAUUUCAUGGACUCUAAGGAAAACAAAUUAUACUACCGGUAUUUCAUUCAACGGGAGCUUCUCCGUCUCAAACAUUUAACAAAAAUGUUUGGAGAAGAGCAAUCUCCAAGGUAUUAGAGAUUACUUGCAGUGCACAUAGAGUAGUAUGGCGAGCUCAAGAUCCACGGUUUGCUGUAAACAAACUACUGUGUAGUGGAAAAUGUCCUCAAGAUUUUUUGAACUGUAGAUGUAAUAUGGAAUGUAAACCUUCUGUCGUUUUUUUAUCAUUUUACUGGGUAUCUCGAUCGAAUAUGUUAUUAAACUUGGAUACAUUCAAUGAGCUUAUAUCUGUGCUUUGCGCUAUCUCUUUCGGGCUUUGCCACAAGUGUCAUAUGAAAUAAAUGAUUUGCAUAGACUCAAGUUCCAUACGUGAGCUCUCUUUUAAAAAAGCUGAAUAGUGUGAAGGUAGUUGUACCGAAUGUGUUUAUGUACGCUCAUAUGUACACUGGGCUAUAUAAUGAUCAUUUUAUAUAUUUCGUUUUGAUUUUUUUUUACUGUAGCAUUCUGUGUCAUUAUCAUUCACUAUUAAUUUUUUGUUUCUAAAUGUUAAUUUUAGACUUAACAGUGUCUGUUAAACCUAAGAAAGUCUUAGAAUGGAAAUUCUUCAGUUUAUUUUACCUUCCAUCUUUAGUUUCUAAACAGCCAAAUGGCAGCUAUGUCUAAAUGUCCAGAUUAUGUGUGGCGUGAAAUUGAACCUUAAGAAAUACUAUCUACAUGACAAGCUGCCAAUGAGUCAAUAAUUUCAAUGCUUAGUAAUGCAAAAAUGUUUAAAUAACAUUGAUAAUAGUAAAAAGCAUAACAAUUUUUAAUCAUUUUUCCCACGAUGAAAACGUUUCCUUUGCUGUCCGCAACUAUUUGUGAAGCUGCGAUCACAGCAAUCCAAACAAUCUUGUGAUAGUUUUUUCUUGUUUGUUCAACAAAUAAAAGCCUCAGACUCUCAAUAAAAGGGACAUCUGUAUGUACUCAAACGCUUUAAGUUUAUCUUCUGGUGAAUAAUUACAUAAAAUCUUACAAAAUGAAAGAAAUAUUCGGGAAAGUGUUUAUAGCCGAUUAGUCGAUAAAACGCGAAGGACGCGAGUGAAAGGUAAGCUUGCAUUUUCUCGAUUAACCGGAGGACUUAGAGCUAUUUUCCUUCUGAUUUACUGAUCCUUGCCUAUUAAGGGAGUUUUUAAUACCCAAGCCCUAAUCGUAACAUCUUGAAGCAAUAACUUUUGAUGUUUUAGAAUUGACUUUUGCUUGACUGUAAAAAUGUUUGGUCAGAUCGAUCAUACGAAGAAAUAGCAAAAUGCGCAUACUUCUUCGGUUUUCAAAGAACUGACAAGGUAAAUAGAAAUUGUUUUUCAUCUGUUGAAAAACGAGGCAUCUUUUCCACAAGAAAUAACUAGAACCUACCAGACUUACAGGAGACAAAACCAGUCGGCGUGUCCUGCGUGUUGCGCAUUUCUUUCGCGUCGUGCGCGACUACCUUGGCAUGGGCAGAAAAUGUGCGCAGUAACAGUAGUGGGCACCGUCCUUAAGUCGCCGAUUUCACAGGUAAUGCCAAAUACAUCUGUAAAAGUGUUUUUCGGCACCAAAACAUGGGUGGGCUCUCCCCCCCAAAAUUUUUGUUGGGGGGCUACCCCCCCUGCCCCCCUGCUCUGCUGCCUAUGAAAGCAACUUCUUAUUGUGUUUAUUCUAAAUGAAAUUAUCAGUGCCAUCUAAAACUGUCAGCAAUUACUUCUUUAUUUCAGAACAAGUACUACAAAAUUUCAGUCAGCAGUCAGGAGCAUGGCACCAUUGUGUGUAUUUUUUGAACAACUGUUCAAACCAGUAUGUCUUGAUGUAUGCAAUUUCAGUGUUUGAGGUAAGGAACACACUAGAAUAUAAUGAAUAAAAUAAUAAAUUAAUUUAGUGGUAGAACAUCUAUUAAGUGGCUCUUAACCUAAUCUACCUAUUCCUGACCAAAAUGGAGUUUAGAAAUGUUGAGUUUUAAAGAGAAGGACAAACAAAAGUAUUUUGAGGAGAACUACUGGAGCAAUGAUGGGAACCUAAACCAAACUCAGCCUAUACAUGUUUUUUUUCUAAUUUUAUAAAUCUUUAUUGCACUUUUACACACCGUCAGCAGUUACAUACUUUACAGUAACCAGUAACUAAAAUAAAAAUAGGUAAAUAAAUAAAAAUAAAAUGGUAAACAGGAAGCUACAUACAUUGUAACAGAUCAGUUAUAUCAACUCCAAAAAAAAAAAUUAAGCCGGCGAGAUUGUCACUGAAAAAGGUAUUCUCAAGUAUGUUAAUUUUCACAUUUUGUAAUAAUAUUAUUUUCCAUUGGGUUAGUACUUGUGUUGCUACAUCAGAGGAAUUGGUUCAUGAUUAUGAACCCAAGCCACACUGAUGGAAGGCAAACGCUCUCCUAGGCACCCAUGCCCCCAUUGCUUACCCCAAAAUAGUUUAACUGAAUUGAUUGUAAUAAAAAAGUACUUUAUAUCUGAAUAGCAAUUUGGCAAUAAUAAAUUAUUCUCUCUCUUUUAUCCAAAGAGAAAACAGGAGAAUUUGGAGAAAAUCUCCAUAACAUGGAUGUCAUAACCUACCAAAAACACAACUCACAUUUGAAUGUUUGGGCACCUGCAGACUGGCCCAACCAUGCACUGAAAUACUAAAGAGAGGAGAAGUCAUUACAUCACAUUGCCAUGGUAUCAAAUUUUUUUUGCCCUAACAAACCAUGGUCCUGCAAAAUAUAGCAGAAAAAAUGAAAAGAUUGACAUGGAUGACUUGUCUGUACAUGAUUGCAGACUCAGGGACAAUGCGGUAGCCUAAACCUUAUCUAUCAUUUGACAAUUUAAAUAAAAUAGCCAUCUCUGUCAAGAAAAAUUGUUGAGAUACAGAAUUAUUGCUACCAUGGUGAUCUGACAUCACACUUCUCCUCUCUUUUGUCAUUCCUGCACCUGCCUCAUGGAGUGUUCAUCAGGGUGCAAAGAAAAUCAUUUUUACAGCUUGCCAUUCGGGCAAGCUGAAGCUGGCAUUUACUAGCCCAGACGUCAUUUCAACUAGCCCCAAAAGCUUUUUGUCGAGCAGAAUUGAUUUUGCACUUCUUCUGUUAUUUGAAUUCCUCAAAGGACACCACUUGCCCGUCGGGCAAGUUAAAAACAGAUUUCACUAGCUCGAUAGCAAAAUCCACUAGCCCCGGGCUAUCGGACACUACUUUCUUUGCACGCUGGUUCAUGAAGCGUCAUGGUUAUGAAUGAGGAAUAAUGUCAACUUAUUUACUGACAACCUGAUGGAUAUACCAAGUGUCAUUUUAUUUACUGUUCACUUCUUACAGAACUUAAUAAAUAAACAGUGGAUAGGAGCACUACCAGAGGACAAGACUGAAGUCCGACGAUUUCUCAAUGAGUAUCUUCUGUCACACCACAAGAAGCUACCAGGGUACAUUAGAAACAAGCUUGUAAAAGUGAUUGUGGACAUCGGAAGGGUUGACUGGCCUCACUUCUACCCUAAUUUUUUGUCAAACAUCGUUGAGGUAAGCAGACAUACCGGUAAAUUAAGCAAUGGGAUCAUAAUUAGAUAAAAAAUUUCACUUUGCAAUCACUUAUUAAUAAAUAAACAUUCACAACUGGGAGGAACAUUCUUGACCCAAUUUCUUAUCAAUCUGCAGUUCAUAUAAAUUUAUUCUAUUCACAUCAAUUCAGAAUCAUUGAUUUAAUCUCCUUUUUAGGAUGUGAAUUUCAAUAGUGCAUGUAUAAGUUCUCAUAUGACAUCUACCUGCAAUCAACCAUUCUUUUAUUAUUACAGAUGCUUCAGCAACCCUCAACAACAACUCUAGGCUUGAUCAUGCUUCAAACAACAUCAGAAGAAAUGGCAUCCCCUAGGGAGGAUUUGAGUAUUGCAAGGAAAACAGAAGUACAUAGACUUUUACUCAAUGAAGUUCCAGGAAUCCUCUCUUUAUUAACACAUUUAUUGGACAGAGUAUUGGAAAAACAUCGCCGACUUGCAACAACUGUUACCCCACCUCCUUCUCCUACUCAAGGGAUGUCGCCAGUUCGAAGUGCUAGUCCUUCAAUGGCUGGAGCAGAGUCAUUAACCAUGUUUUCAUCGUCAUCCAAAGACCAGACACUUCAACAGCCUGGCAGUAGUAGUCUUGUGGGAAGGUUAUUGAGUAAUUCACCCAUGAAAUCAAGACAGAAUUUAGGGCAUCCACUGCCACCGUUAGAUUCAGAAUCUGAGGAAAUUAGUUCUAUGGCAUUAAAGUGUUUAGGACAUCUUUUUAGUUGGAUACCCCUCUCCACAACUAUUACACCAUCCCUUGUCUCUACGGUGUUUUACCUUGCGGAGUUUGGUUGUAAUGUGGUGACAUCAAAUUCCAGCAGUAGUGUUGUGGGAAAUGCAGAAUUAGGUAAGUAAGGGGUUUCAACAAGCACCGAGGACUGAAAAUGUGCGUCGGCUACUUUUUUUCCCAAGAGAAAAGUCAAGCAAAAAAUGUAUCAAUAUCUAAAUAAAAAAAUUGUUUGUGAUGUGUUUUCAUAAAGACCCAGUCGGUUUAUGUUAGACCUUAGUUAUGCAAACACAAUCUUUCAGUCAUUUUUUCACACGUCUCUUUAUAGGUUUAUGUGGAAUUUGCUUAUGUGCAGAUAUACAUAAUUUUGAUUAUCGUCACUUGUUCAUUGCUUGUAGGAGUUGAUUUUGUGGCCAAUAAACCAAAACUUGAAGCUAAAUUGAAUGAAAAACACGCUCUUUUGUACAGAGAACAAUAGAAAUCACAUUUAUUUUUAGGGUUUUGGGAUUUGAAAAUUUUCCAGGGGAGCAUGCCCCCAAAAUCCACUUAGACUAAUAGUGAUGAUGAUAGUGAUGAUGUUGACUACAGGUUUAUUAUUGUUAUUGUUUUUACUAUUAUUGGUAUAAAAAAUCAUUAUCCUCUUCAUUGUGCUACCACUUGUAAAAAUAAAUUGCUGGGUUCUUUCUUGAAGUUAAGUCCAGUCACAAGCAGUGACUUGAGGGUUCAAGGAUUUUCCUUGGUACUCUAGAAGUACCUAGAAGAUGAAAAGGAUAAUAUUAUAUUAUCAAAAAAUGUUUGUAAAGGUGUUUCAGAAAAUUUGGCUGAAGUCCAACCUCUAGCUUUCACUUGUUCAUUUUUAACAAUGUCGAUCCUCACAUCUACAGACUUACAGCUGCUUACAUACAUUCAUGUAUGGAAUACAGACAAAAACUUGUUCUUCAUUUUAUUAUAGCCUUUGUUUUGGUUUAAGAUUUUUAAUAACAUGGGAAUACUUAAAGAAAGUUGUUGUUGUAGUUAUGUUUGUUUAUACUUUACCCAGAGAAAAUGUUGGGUUGUACUUUCCUCCAAGGACAUGAAUAAGCUAAAAAUCACAGUUAUUGAUGUAAAUGUGAGAUUGGUAAAAAAGAAAAAAAAGAAAUAUAAUUUUCCUUUGUUUUUUGCAGGUAUCCUAGCAAUGUCGUGUAUAAAUGAGUUACUCUCCAAGAAUUGUGUACCAGUGGAAUUCGAAGAGUUUUUACUGAAGUUAUUUCAACAGACAUUUCAAUUGUUACAAAGAAUUACAAAGGACACGGGUGCUCAGGCUGUGGAAAAUAUGCUCACUGAACAAGAUGAAGGGUAAGGUUUACCAUUUGGGAUACCAUCCCAUUUGCUAGUUGUCUAUAAUAUCUAUGUGUAUUGCAAAUACUGGUUCUUAUCAUUGUUACAAGGGUUGGAAGUCUCAUAUUUUCUCUGUUCUUUCCUCCUUUUCAUCCCUUUUUUCAUGCAUUUCCUGCUUAGAACACUAUGAUCUUAUUGCUAUGGUACAGUUAGAGACAGUGAUACUUUUACAAACUGUGCUUGUGAUUAAAUCAAAUUAUUACUGCAUAGAAUGCUUUGCUGGCUUUGAAUAAAGGGUACAAUUACUUACUAUAGCAAGAAAGGGCUGUUUUUAUACUGUCAAACCUAAUUGACUGUUUGAAAAUUUUUUCAAUCUGAUAGCUAUUGCCCCACUACUAUUGAAUCCAAUCUGUAUUACUGCAUUCAUAAUGAAAGCAUUGAAUUUUAGACUACUUAUAACUUCACAGUUUUCAGUUGGUUUCAAAAAUCUCUCAGACUCUUGCAUUAAUUGUAAGAUUUCUUUGAAUACAAUUAUACUUGAUUUCCAAAAACCUACAGCUGUAGGCUGACAGAUCUUUCUUUUAACUUAAAUUGUGUGUGAAUUCACUGCUCUUUUCAUAUGCAGGAAUAAAGAAAUGAAUCUGGUAGCAACAAUGAGUUGUGGUUUCAGUAUUGAAAGAGUCCAUUUUUAGAAUCUAAGGGAGUGCACUUGUAAGCAGCAGUUCAUGUGUUAAUGUUGAUUCAAAAAUUAUAAAUCAAAAAUUAUUAAUGUUGACUGUAACAUAAUGUGUAUUUUGUUUUACAGUUAUUUAAGUAAGUUCACAGAGUUUUUAAGACUGUUUGUAAGCAUUCACCUGAGAAGAUUUGAAAACAGCUCACACUUUCCUGUACUGGAAUUACUGACUCUGCUUUUCAAAUACACGUUUAAACAGGUAACAUUACUGCUAAUGAUGAUGUAAAAUGUAAUGCAUACUGCCUAGGCUUUUGUACAUUAUGCUAGCAUUUUUUCAAGCAUUUUAGUGAGGCAAAAGCAUUGAACAUUAUUCGAGCAUUUUAGUGGCAUUUUCCUCGGAAAAAUAAUUUUUCCGAGAAAAUAAAAUAGAAAUUAACUUUUUUCAGGAGCAGAUGCCCCAUGAGCUCCUGCGUUUUUAAAGAAAAUGAAGACUAAAACUCAAAAUUCACAAAAAACCUAAUACAGCUGUUUUUUUGGCUGUAUUUAUGAACUUGUACACGUUGUCGUUGUUACUUGCAACACUUGCACGUUUUUGUAAGUGUAAACUUUGAAAUUAAUUUAAAAAACUGUUUGUAUAAUGAGCAUUAUCCGAGCAUUUUAGUGACUUUUUUGGGGAGACCGAGCAUUUUAGUGGGAAAAAUGGAGCUUUAAGGUGGAGCAUUUUAGUGGGGAAGCAAAAGCAUAAUGUACAAAAGCCUAAUACUGCCUUUAAUAAUUGUGUCAUAUCCUGCAUUACAGACUUAAUCAAACCCUAGUUAGUAAUGUCUGCAAAGCAGUGCUGAUGUCCUUGUUCUGCCGGGCCCACCCCCAAGGGACUCAACGAAUUACCAGAAGUGCAUUUAGAAUAAAUGCAAUUAUUCCUCCACAAACUAAUUAGCAAAUUGACAGUGGCAUUGUUAACAGGCCAAUCAUGGGGUGUACUCAAAUUCUGGUACACAGGUGGGAGCCCAGAACAAGGACUUUGGCGCUGUUUCUAAGACGGAAUAACUAGAAGUUUAGUUCUGUCUGUGGUGCAGGCUAAUAUAUGAUCACUAAAAUAAUAAUAAACAAGUAGAUUUCAUGUUGUAGAUUCCAUGUGUCCGUUACCAAUUUUUUGUGGUAAGAACAAAAAUGUAGCACACAGGCUGCAGUUACAUGUGGCAUCUUUGUCUGUUACCUAUUAUUGAACAGAUGCAUGGAAAAACUGAGUUUAUUUUUUUUUGCACUGUAACAAUGAAGAGAGAAAACUACAAACUUGCCUCACAGCACUCAAUUGUUUGAGUUUAGUGCAUUUGUUUUUCAAGUUGUUGAGAAACGUGUUAUCUACAUAGUCUUAACCCUUGCUAAACCUUUUUAGAGGCUUUUACUUACUCAACGGGGCUGUCACCAAGAUUUCAAGUUGCCGGGUUAAUACAACAAGAAGGCGGGGAAUCAAACAGCCAGGGAUUUCUUUUGGUUCUAUUUUUCUUCUAUUUUCCUGUGAAAGUAGCCAGGAGCCAUGUUCAUAGUAGCCGGGGGAAAUUCCCGGCCCCCGCCUCUUAAUGACAGUCCUUCUUCAUCUGGAAUGAAGUUAUGUAAUGUGCAACCUUUUUCAAAAUGGUUCACGUGUAGAACAAACAAAGGGCACAACUUUUUGUUGUUGUCAGCCAUGAUGAGUGUGUACUCUGACGGAUCAUGGGUGACUAAGAACAGUAUUGAUAACAGCAUGUGCAACAUUCAUUGUGUUGUACAGGGCUUUGUUAUCAGUGUUUUUAUUUUUUGUAUUUUCAGCCCCAGUUGGAGGGCUUCUUUGCCUGCCUGGAUAUUUGGACUGUUUUUCUAGACUACCUUAUUGGGAAAGUGGCAAAUGCAAGAAGCGAUAAACUGGCUGAGGCUGAAGCUACUGUCAGCAGGUCAGCACUUACAUACAUACAUUGCUUUUUUGUAGUGAAGGUUGGCAUGUUAAAUUAAGAAUUCUUCUGAGCUUUUAGUCUUGUUAUUGGUACAACAUCUGAAUAUUUAGGUCCAGGUAUUAAAACAACAUUAUUUAUAGCCACUGUUUUUUGCUAAAAAGUUACAGUUUUGGCAGAGAUUUCAUAUUUUAUUAGGUUCAAGAAGGUUAGACUCCGGGGGGCAGGGGGACUCCACAUAUCAAAGGGGUGGGGAUGCUUGUCGUCUCGCUUAGGGGUGUAAAUUUCGGAUUUUGGUCUUGCUUAGGGUGUUCUGGGCAAAAUGGCAUCAUAUUUAGCCAUGAAGGUCUCAUUUAGGGUCGCAUGUGAAAAAUAUAAAUAUAUAAUAUAUUGUCUGUGUUUCAACGUGGUCUCUUUUAGGGGUCAAAAAAGGCUUGGGCCAUGCCCAGAUUGGUCUCCUUUAGGGGUUUAAUUCAAAAUUUCCGACGAGCAUUCCCAACCAUUUCAUAUGCGGAGUCCCCACCCAGGGUUAGACUCUGUGCAGAUUAUCCUUGUGCUCAGAAACUCGGGUUUGGCUCUGUAUGCAACAAAUCAGAGUAAUUCAAUACUUGUUUGAGGGGUAACCAUUUAAAUUGAAGACUGUGAGAAGAAGACAGUAGUUUUCGUAUCAGUGUUCCAUUAUUCUACUUACAUGGCAGGUACAAGGAAGUUCUACUAAUGCUGUUAACUGAGCUGCUAAAGAAGAUGCAGUUCAGACAUAACGAGAGCCAGCUACAGGAACUUGAUGAUGAAAGUGUGGAUGAUGAUGUAUGUAAACUCUUUAAUUGCGAGUAUUGCAAGAAAGUCUUAUAAAAUUACAGCAGGUUGACCAUAGAUUAAUACAGCAGCAAAGUUUAGAAGAAAGAACAGGAUUUAGGAUUUUCUUAUGUCUGAAUGAUGAUGAUAAUUAUUAUAAUUAUGAUAGACAUGAUGCAUGCAGUGAGAGCUGACUUUCUCUGCAGUAGAUGAAUGCAGGGUCCUAAAAAUUGGCACCAUUGUAGCAUAGACUGUUACAUAGAUUGGUGAUCCAUUUACCGGUUCCCUCUUGCUCACUUUGACCCAUAAGCAUGAACGAAACUUGGAAAGCGUCGAGAAGUUUAUUAGACAUUUCUUGUGUCUUUAUCCCAAGCAUCUCUUAAAAUGUAUGUAACAAAAAUUCAACAGUUUUCAAUAGUCUAGACCAUACAAAAGAUGUCAAAAUGUCCAAAACCAAAGUGGAACUAUGAGCUGCAGCCAAGUGUUUCAUUGCAACAUUUUUACAUCAUUUUUGUGGUCUAUAAAAAAUUGCAUUAUCAUCACACCAUUUCCAUGGUCAAUACAUUGUGCUCUCAUAGACCAUAGCUCUUGAUCAGUCAGCACACCAGAGAUCGCUUAGUUAUUGUAAAAUUAUUUACUGUUUGGUUCUGUUUCAGUCCGAGACAGAGUGGCAAGGGUUUCAAAGGCAUUGCUUGGAAAUUGUGGCCAAGUUAGCUGAGCUGCUACCUGGAGAAACCUUCUCUUUAUUGGUAAUGAUUGACUUAAUGUGUGUCAGUUUUCUUAAUGUACUUGCACAGAAGUUGGUCAGUGAAAUCAAUUUUUCAACAAUUGUUGUGUUGUUCAAAUAAUGUUUAUAUUGCAAUUGGUGGCUGGGUGCAUGAGAAUCUGGUGUCUGGAACCAUCAACCUAAUGUAAAUUCAUCAACUGAAAUGAACUGGGGGGAAGUGCUCAAAAGGGUGUUGGAGGCUGGAAGUGAGCUGAGUGAAACCUUGACAACCAUGUGAAUGGCAUUCACCCAGGCAUUGUCACACUUACCAUAUUACACUUAUCAAAGGAAUGGAAGGGUAGGAAGCAAAAACGUGCUAAUGAACAUGAGCCAUGAAAGGCAAUGGGAGCACAAGGGGCUGACGUCAUCCAAAAAGCUUUAAAAUCCCAAAGGCCCAUGGCAGCCAUGGCAUGCCCCCUGAAAAUCACAUGUGAGAGAAUGCUGGCCAGCAUUAUCUCGAGUUAACUUAGCCUAUAUUUUAUUUAAUAGCCACAUUAAAACUGAAAUUAUACCCCACAAACCAGUCCAGUGGUGAGCGCUGCUGUUGGCAGUCAAUAAAACAAGUAACACAUGUAGCCAUCCAACAAUGAAAACUGGAGGUGAAGUCUUAUGUUUUGACUGCAGGACCAAUCAUCCUUUUUUAAUGAGUACUGUCAACUCUCAUCUGUCUCAAAGACAAAUGCCACAAGGACCAGUACUUUGAGCAACCUGAUUUCUCACGGUUUUAUUUUAUGCAUUGCUGUUUUGUAUUUUUCAGUUCCCUUUGUUCAGUGAAUAUUGUGAUGUUUAUGUUGGCCUUGGAAAAUAUGUCACAAAGUCUGCUCAUGGUAGGUUUUAUUUUUGUCAGUUUCCUAUUUCUGAUAACACAGGAACCCUCCAUAAAUUUUAAAGUUUAUGGCCAAUUUUCAAGUCUAACAAUAUGGAAAUAAUAGUGAAUGUCACCAUAAAUUGAUUUGUGUCAGAAAAAACUUUCAUGUAUUUAUGUUUUUUUGUUUGUUUGAUUUGAUAGGUUUUUUGUUAAACUUGUAGUUUGCAACAGCAAGCUGUUACCAUUCAAAGGGAGCAAAAUGUCUUGACUGUGUAGUUUUCGAAAUUAUCUGUGCUGAUGAAGAUGACAGGCAUUCAUUAAAAAAAACCAUGCAGUUUGACUCCUUUGGUCAUUUUUAUUAGAGCUUGCUUACAGUGUAAAUUUUUCCCCAAUUUGUCAUGUAACCCUGCUGGUGCCAAAACACAAGAAAAAUCCAAAAAAAGGGAAUCUAUGAUAGCAUGCAAUAAUCAGUCUUUCUUAUUUGAAUGGUCACAUUAUAGUAUUAUCAUAAAUUACACUUGUCUACAUGAGUCCAAAGGUGCUCAUCUUUGAUGGUAUUCAGAACUGGCUAAAGCCAGACCAGUGCAUUUGUAAACAGAAUUUUACUGUUAAUCAGUAGAUCAGUGUAUGUCAAUAGUAUGCAUGGCAGUGACACAUUGUUAACAAAACUCCCACGUAAAAUCUAUUUCAGUGAAAGGUUUGAACUCAGGAGUCACUUCAUAAUUACAAUGGAGGACAAAAGAAAUUGGGACUGUGUGAAAAAACCCUUCUAAGUAAUUCUUACGUAGGACCCUGCUCCUAACGACAAUUUUUUGUUCGGCUUUGGGUUCAUGCUGUAGUCCCCCCACUCCCCCCAGCAAUGUUGUGGCCAAAAAAGCACUCAUUUUCACCCAUUUUGCACAAGAUUCAGCUUUGUUUGGGGUGGGAGGGGAGGGGUCGCUAGUUUUAGUAAUGUCACUUGAAAGGUCCCAACACUUUUGACCUCCAUUGUAGGUUGAGUAUGAUCAUCCGGGUGAACAUAUCCUGAAUAUGACUGUUCAGUGGUGGAUCCAGGGGAGGGGCCCAGAGGGCCUGUGCCCCCCACCCCCCAACCCCGCACACGCACUUCUUUAUAUACCAAACUGAGUUCCGAAGGGCUGAAAAAAUUUUUUGGAAAACCGGGCUCAACCCCUUACUUCAGGCUCUGGAUGACCAGGCCCCCCCUUAUCUCAAGGUCUGGAUCUGGCACUGCUGUUGUUGACAGUGACUGACAUUUUGACAACCUGUGCAGGAGUCAUCUUCACAGUCAAAGUGAGUUGUAUCAUGUCAGUUGAUGAUGUUAAACUCUGGUUAUUGAUCUGAUUGGUCAAUUGGUCUAUUUCACUUUUAAAGUGACCAGUCUGGCCUGCUAGUUCUGUCUUUUGGUAAGUGUUAUAAGAGUGCAAGCCAGGGUAAACAUUCUUCAUUAAAAAUGCUCUAUGAUUAUUCUCUAUGGCUGUGUGCAUUUAUUAAUAGAGAUAUUUUGAAUAUAAAUGUAAAGUAUUCUUUGAUCUGUUCUCUUUGCAGGUCUUCACCUUAGCAUUACUGCAGAGAGUGAGUGCCGUCAUUUACACUGCACACUCAGAGAUUUGACCACUAUGGAGCGUGCUUUGGGACGUCUGUCUGAACAUUUUAUUGGUGAAGUGAAUUUUGCCAACAGAUUCAAUGAUGGAGAGGCUAUAGUAGAGAGACUCGGACAAAUCUCAUUGUUUGGUACACAAAGCCAAAUGUAUGCAGUGCACACGGCUGUUCCUAAUGUACUUCAACAGGAUUUUACUGAAGUGUGAGUAACAGUAACCUUCCACUACCAUGUCUUUUGCCUUUCUAUACGCACAAUAACUCACAAUUAAGCUAGGAAAUCUGUCCGGGUACACUCCUUUAUAGUCCUGAUUAUCUGAACUUUUGCGUUCAAAAACGUUUUUAUGUUCAAACAGCCUGUUAAUCAAUUGAUCAAAAGGUUUAAAAACCUCAAAGAAUUUUAUGACCGAAGGCUGCCCUCGUCACUUCGGUCAAUCAGUAAGACCAGUUGCAGAAGUCAGACUUUCCAGGAAAUCAAAACUGAAAACUGAUCAUAUAUAUAGGGGCUUUAACAGGCUUACAUAGAAAACUUUCAUAGGAAAUGUAUCUAUAGGGACAACAAACGAGAAUCUGAAUUUUGAUGUUAGGUUUCUUUAUUGUUGUAGCCAUGCCCAGGGACUGGCUGCCUUGCAAGCUUACUGUCACUGGAUGGCUCAGUAUUACUUGGAAACUCACAGGCAACAACAACACCAGGAAAAGUUUGUUAAGCUCAUCUCCAACGCUGUUGAUGCAUUAAUACCUUUAUUGAAUAAAGAGGUAAGUUUGAUUUGUAUGACAAAGUUUGUCUGUGACGUGUGUCAGUGGAUCAUAACCAGGUAAAACUUUUGAGACUGCACUGCAUGUGCAAGAUUUCAAACUGUAUCUUUGACAUUCUAUUACCAGUGUGGUUUUCUUGGGAGUAAGCUGUUCAAAUACCCUGAAGAUUCUCUCAUAUUCAUAUUGAGUGGUUAAAAGCUAGAAAAGUCAUGAGGUGUAAGACCUACAGUGUAACAAAAAUAAUAAGCAGCAAUUUUACAUUGUCUGUUUAAGAGCAUGAAAAAUGGAAAAUUGGUUUCAUUGUUUUUGACUUUAGUUGAAUAGCAUUUAAAGUGUUAAACAUCCAUUUCUAGCAAGGUUCUUUGGAAAGUUUCGCAUGAAAAACUGAGAAAAACAAAUUGCACCAUUCUUACAUCAUUUUGGAGCCAAACUCUCAUAGACUUUUCAUCUUUCAACUAAUCAGCUUUUCAAAAAUUAUUCAGUUAUUUUAAAGGUACGUAUAUUUCUUUCAGGUUCCCCAAAGGAUCUCUCUACCUGCUUCACACCUGCUGAAUUCUUUAGCAUCUACUGUGCGGCCUUCAUUCAUGACAGUACUAGAUAACAUACAGAAACUCUUCCAUGAUGUCAGUAGUGGAGCAUUGUUUGAAAUGCCGUUAGAGGUACUCUUUAUCUUGAAGCCUUUUUGCUUUACACUGGCAAGCUCAAGUACUUAUUUCAAAACAGAAGACCAGACAGACUAGCUGUUCUGAUGUAAUCGUGCAAAGGGCUAUUAAUUGCCCAGAUAUUUCAAAUAGUUUUUGAGACUGACUCGUUGGUCUGCUGGUAAUUUUUGGCUACCAGAUUGAAAGGUAGUAAAUGUAAAAUAACUUGGACAUUUUUGUGCUUCUUUUAGAGCUCAGUGCACAGUACAUUGUAACUUAGACUGCAAAACAGUCGCUUUUUUUCUCAAAAUAGGUCUCUCAAAAUCCAGACCUUUAGUUUGACUGUUUGCGCGUACUUGAGUACGCAAAAAUACGGACUCUUUUGCAGUCUAAUUGCAACUUGUAUUGGGUAAGGUCACUGAUGAUAAUUUUGUAUCUAACAGGUGCAGACAUUGGUUAUCAGGUCUUUGUCAAAUGCUCUUGUACUACCAUGGCCAAGUAAAGCUGAUAAUGAACAGGUAGGAGAGGUUAACAUGAUUUGGUUCCCCUUGUUAAAGCACAGUAGUGAUGUUUACAGUUCCAUAGUAGGUGAAAUAAAAUUAAGUCUAGAUGUGAAUGUUUAAGUAAUUUUUGCAGCAAAUGAGCUAUGCUGGCUGAGUUCUGCUUUUGAUGUAUAAAUGAGCGACUUUUAGUGUUUGUGCAGACAUAGACUGCAGAAUUAUUGGUGUAAGUUAGAGAUGUUUAGUGCAACGAUGUUAAUGUUAUGUUUUAUUACUUAGGUGUUUUGUUUCAUCAAAAAGGGAUGUUGGCAUUUUAGCUAACGUGAUCCACUUAUUACGGACACCAACUUCUAGCCGCCUCAUUCUCUAUUAGUCAGAAUCAACUGCACUUGUAAUCCAGUCAUUCAUAGUGGCACACAAAUACAAAUAAAGAGAGUAACAAACCAUAGAAAUAAACAUAACAAGUAAGAAUCCCAACUGGCCAGGGGCAAACCAGUUGGCUAUUUACAGCUGUGGCUGAGGAAUUAAACUCUGGAAUGCCGGGAGCAAAUACAGCUAGUGGUUAGGGCUGGCCUUGAAGUCCAGUGUUUCAACAGCUUGGUCAUUCUGCCUCCUGUGACUAGGAGAGGGGCCCUCAACCGCCUUGUGUUCUGCAUGCUUUGGCGUGCCAACCAGUGUGCUUGUUCAUCAAAUAGAAUGCAAGAAAAUAGACAGCAGUAUACAGUGCAACAGAAUAGCAGCUGAUGUAGCCCAAUUAAUGCCCAGUGCCAAGGGUGUUGAAGCUUUUCCAAUCCUCUGUUUAUCCUCCCCUUGUUUCUUAUUCAGUCCCCAGAAGCACUGCUGAUGACUGAACAAGAGCCUUAGUUGCAAAACGUGUGCUGCCUUUUCCGUGAUGAUAGAUUAAACAUGGAACCGGCAUUCUUUAAGUUAAUGUUAGUGUCAAAAAAAAGAACUAAUUCAUGUUGUUUGGGCAACAGGAGUGGGAGGUCCGGUCCCAAAGUCAUCAAAGGUUCAUACAGAGCAUCAAACAAACAUUCAAGAAUUUAGUGGAAACUCCAGGAUUCUCAGAAAACAAACAACUGCAGGAAAGUGGUGAGUUCUUGGAAUACCAUGAUUUUUAUCUAGUAGUUGUGUUGGAGGAAGCAAGAUCUAAAACACCAUCGACUUGAACGUUAGUUUGCUUGUGGGCCACUUUUUAAAUUUGCUAGUUGCUUUGACAAAGUUCAAAACUCCUUCACCUUCUGCUAUCCUAUGUAACUUGCCAAAGACUGGGUAUGAUAACGUAGUAUAGAUGUCUACCUAUCAUAAAAAGAGGAACUUUUCUCAUGGCCCUUUUUCUCUAAAAUGGCAAAAUGUAUGUCUCUGCUAAAAAUCUUUAUUGAAUAUACCAUAACCAAAUAUUAAAAUUGGUAAAGGUGUCUGCAUCUAGAAACAGCAACUUUAUUUCACAAGCUUUUGCCAUGCCUGAGUCAUUUUUAGCCCAGAUAACGUUGCUUUUUUACUGCCAAGCCUUGGGAAAAUUUGUUAGAGAUCGAAAACCACAUCUGCACUCUUAAAAAGCACUUUGUGUGAUGGGCUGUUACCUGAAUUUUUGUCACGCAGUCAAGUCCUCUACACCAUUCUUGAGGGACCUCUACAAGACAGUCACCUAGAGAUUGUCCCUUGUGUUUCCCAGUGAUUUUUCUGACCCACUUUAAGUCAGACACUGCCUGUGCCAAUAACUUUCAUUUUCCUGAUAGUUUUUUGUACUCACGAGAAACUAACUUUUGCCUAUAUCCAGCUACAGAAUGCUGAUGGGCUGAUGGUUUUCUUGUUUCUUUUUCUUUAUUACAGCAAAGACCCACAUAGAUUUCACACUCCAUGUGUUGGCAGAUUUAAUGGCUUCAGCAGCAGAAGACCAAGUUACCAAGACCAAACUCAUUCUGUACCAGUCUAUCGCAGAUGUAGUUCAACUUACUCUCACAAUCUUCCCCUUGUUUAUACAUAAUCCAGGUAUGUCCAUACAGCAAAAUGUUGCUUAUUAGAGUAUCACUAUAUCCUUUUGUUCCCUGUAACCGAACUAAUUCCAUUCAAAAAAUUCAAUUCCAUUCAAUUGAAACUAGCUACAGUCAUACUUUCCUUCUUGAGGCUGAAGCCUUUAAAUGCUGAUCCAGAUGACAAAAUCUUUUCUUUUCGCUAUCCUGUUUAAGAUAAGAGACAAUUUUUCGUGAUCCUGAUUCAUUUCAUGUUACACACCAAAUUAAGGAUAAUCUUUGAUGUACUGGUAGCUGACAUUAUAGAAGUUGACCGGUUACAUUAGAAGUUGACCAGCAUUUAGACCCUGUUCAUGGCUUCCAGCGAAAGACACACCCUGUUCAAGACGUCAAAUUUUUUAACUGAAAAUUUGCCAAAAUAAUUAAAUUGUGAAGUUGUUAAAAUCGUUGAACCCUGUUAAAGACUAAAUACUUUUAAUAAGUGCAACCUGAGAGGAAAUUACCUAUCACUCCCUGUUAACAGGUUGGUUGUUUUUGCUUUUUUUAUAGCUACCACUGAUUCAAUCCUGGGCUUCCUGUUGACACUUUUUGAGAGUCUGAAGGUGCAGAUAGGCCCAGCAGUGACAGAACAGAUAGUACAACAACUGCUUCAUUCCUUCACCCGACAGCAGCUUGCAGAGACACUACUGCAUGAGGGCACUGCAGGCUCACGUGUCAUCAACAAGUUCCUCAAGAUUCUUCAGCUGUUGGUCCAGGAACCUGCUUCUUCAUUCAAGACAUUCCUUCCCAAUAUCAUUGGACUUUGUAUGGAUCAGCUUUACCCAAUUAUAAUCGAGGUAAGAAACGAUGGUCGCUGGAGUUCUACGGCUUUUCUAAAAAUGCCAUAAUAUUCUUUUGAGUGCAAGUUGUAAAAGCUUCAUGAGGUGGAAACGAAUUCCAAUGUCGUUUUUUCUCGUCACGAAUUGCUGGUCCCGCUCAUUAACUUCGUAGCAAUUUUGAUAUUUCCAGCAUAAACGUAAAUCCUGCUUUUCUUGUAAUAAGUAAUCCUUAAAGGUACAUUUUCAUUUAAAACAAGUAAAUAUUAAAGGAGCUGUGUCACGAAAUCUAUCAAAAUCGUCUAACUGUAGGAACUGCCACAUAAUAAAAUCGAGUGAAACAUUAAAAUAGCCGCUCAGACCAUUAAGAGAUGGUACACUAUAAAUAAUACAGCAAAUACAAAAUAAGGCACGGACGGAGAAGCUUGAAGGAGAAAAGAGUGUAAUUGUGGGUUUUUUGAAACUUGUAGGCCCAACAGGAACAGUGUAGUAAACUUCAUUUUCCUUGUUUGUAACCUUUGAUAUAAUACUUGUUAGGUAUAUUUGUUGGUCAUGAAACUGUGAUUUUGUCAUUUACGAGUAAUUUCUUACCUUACGUUAAGUUUCAUAGUGCACGAGGAAGCGUAAUUGGUAAUAUUAACAAACUGAACUAGACAGCUGUCCGUCCAACCUUAAUCGUCUAUUGUUUUGUAGAAGGUUCCGUCUUCGUUUACUAAAACAAUCACUUUUCUUACAUGUCUUCGCAAAGCAAUAUUAGCAUGGUUUUGGUUCGGAAUUUUUUAUGUUGUUCAGUACUUCAAGUGGGUGGUUCACUCAUGUUCUAAAAUCGUCUUGGUGUGAUUUUAAGCUGCUCUUUUUUCCCCUCAGCAACCCUGCCCUGAUAUUAAGUGUGAAUUUUAUGAGCUGCUCCAUCAACUGUUGCUUCAUAACUGGCGUUACUUCUUUCGUACAUCACUGCUGGCCAAGAUGUCUACAGGUGAAGAUACAGUAGAGAACCAGCCUCAGUUCACCGCCAUUAUGCAGGUAGGUCAUGUCCAAUUAAGGACUAGUGGUGUCUGUUAAUUCUCUUUGAGCCGCUUUUAGCAUUCUAGUGUAUAAUGUUGGCUUGCUGUUUUAUGUGACAAAUUGAUAAAAUGGGCCAAGAAAUGAUCUUCAUUGACCAUGACGUUUUCCCUUUGUUGCUUCCCUUGACAAAUUGCAGAACAUGGAAUGACAAGAGUUUGUAGUAGUGGAGAAUUGGUUAUGACUUUGACAAAUAACUCUGUCACAUUAUGAUCAUUUAGAGGCUGCCUCCUCCACAGUUCGUGCAGUCGGCAGUCACUUAAAAGAAAUCUGGUAAAUGAGCAGGCAUGCAAAUGUUGUGCCACAUAGCAAUGUGACACAGAAUGGAACAAAAGGUUUUAAUACCGUCGUAUAAAUUGGUGUGAUAGAGAUGAUCCAUAAGCCCCACUGAGCGUAAACCCGAGUAAAGGAUAUUUGACGAAAAGAAACAAUCUUUAAUUCUUGGUAGUGAGGGGACCCCUCAACCUCUGAAUUAGAUUUACCAAAGAAAAAAGCUCUGUCGACUGAGCUACAGGGCCAGACAGGAGCAAUUUGUGAAUGAUUGAGGUGGUGAAUUGCGGCAGUUAGGGAAAGUAACGGGAACCCGAACGACGUGAAAAUGGCAUUGACUGGAGGGAGAAAAAACGAACGACGAUAUGCACUGAAAAAUUUGAAGCCCUAUUUUUCCUGUCUUUCCCUCCCAGUCUGCUCUCUCGCCUUCCCGAAUGAUUGUACCAGUUUACUGGGUUUUAUAGAGUAAAGAGAAUUUCAUUUCUAAAAAUCCCUUUCUUGACCUCAAACAUUUUGUAAUACGUUAAAACCAAGAAAAUCUUGCAAAACCUUUAUUAUCGUUUUCUUAUCUUUAUUACAUUGCAGGCAUUUGGACAGUCUUUUCUUCAACCUGAUAUCACAAUAUUCAAACAAAACCUAGAAGCAUUAGAAAACCUUAACUCUAAGUUGAAACUUUAUCAGAAGGUAGGUAGUAUAUGCCCUUAUAAUAAGGGAUGUUGGGGAUUGCUUGAGUGUAUGGUUUUAAAGGACCUUAUCUUAUUGGGAUAAAACCUUGAUAAGUGAUGGUGACUUUUAGUGAGCAUGGCCCUUAUCAAAGGAUAAUACGAAAGUAAACUUCUCAAUUCCUUGGAGUCAACUGUGUUAUCACCAUUUAACGGUGACUGGUCCGUUUAUUCAACUGAAAGCGAUGUGAUUUUUUGUUGUUUUUUGUCCUUCUCCAUCCAUCUUUUGCUAACCCAAACCUGAUAGCCUUAAUUUUUUUGCCUUCUUCAGACAAUCUUCAAAGACCUCAUGCUUCUCCAGUUUUUAAACGUUCUCCUUCAAGCUCUGGUGUACAGAUCACAUGACUUGUUACAGGAAGAGAUAACCAUCACUCUUUACAACAUGGCGGCCGUGGACUUUGACUCGUUCUACUCUGCGUUUUUACCUCGUUUUCUUGGCGGCUGCGAGGGACUUACAGACUCGCAGAAGACUGAACUAGGCAAUAAUUUUACUCCGGACAAGGUAAUUGCAGUGAACAGUAUCAUAAUGAACAAAAUUAGUGAUACAGGCCUUUAAAAUCGACUCAGAAAAUGGAAGACAUGUGUCUAUUCAAUUUUUUUAACUUUCCCCUGCUGCGAGGUACUCACAAUGAAGGUAUCUCUCAUCCUUUACCUUUCCUUAUACACUCAGUUCUCUAACCCUGAAUCCCAGGCAAAACAAAUAACAGCCGUGUGACUGAAAUAAACUCCAGAUUUAGGUGACUCUCACUUGCCGUCGCGAGGGUGUCCGUAGUAACUGGAACUGUCUGUGAUUGGUUUGUGAAAUCUUACUUCUAUGCGAGAGACUUUUGUGACCAAACGUAAAUCAGGUCCGAUUUAGGGCCUUUUUACUUGGAGGUGGGGGACCCCAGAUAGGUGAGAUAACAUGCGGCGGGUCACCCCACCGAUCAUGUAAACGUGAUCAAAUUAUUUUAGUGAGAGAUUAUAUGGACAGGCGGGUUACCUCACCAACCUGGGAUCCCCCACCUCCAUUUUUUAAAACGCCCUUAGUCGCUUUGAGAAAAAGGUAUACCUAUAUUGGAAUGAGUUCUGAAUGUCAGGUGAGAAAGGUCUGCACACUAUUUUAGGGAGCACAUGGAACAGAUAAUGUUUACUGCGUAGUGCACGUUAUUUAUUCACUAACAUUAAAGGCGUUUUAUAAAAGAAACAAAAUGCACUUGCAACAGCUUUUUUUAUUGCUAUCAAUAAUAGGCCACUCCCGAGUUCCAAAAUCUGUCACUUUCAAAAUGAGGCCAACUGCCAUUCUCUCUUUUGAAAAUAAGUCUUACUUGCGUGAGAAUGAAAAAUCGUCUCCAUAUCAAAGGCUGAGCACUUAACCUCGUUUUGAUACAGAGGCUCGGGGGGAACUCAGAAAUGGCCUAUUGGCUCAUGAUUUGAGCAUUGUUAUAUCGGUGUAUUAAGGACCAAUGCCGGGUACAGUUCAGUAGUCAGUACAGUUGUGAUUCCUUAACUUCUGAGCAUUUUACGAUGCUCCUUAGACAAUUUCUGAGUAUAUACAUAUUUCUCGUGUCCACCACAUACGUUAGAAAUAAAGUUUUUGAUUUACAAACUGUACUUUGACUCACAUUGUAAUUUUCAAAACAUUCAUUAGCCAGUGUCAAAGUAGCAAAGUUGUAAUGUGAUUUAACAUAUUAGCAAGAGAGGCCGAAAAUGCCCGCAUGGCAUGCCUUCUCCCCGUUCACUGAUCCUCUUGAGCUUUUGCCCGAAUGAUGAAAACCGAACCACGGUACUGACUUUGAAUUUUUUUCUUUAGGACUUACCAUCGUUUACGCAGAGCAUUCACCGAUUUGUAGGCGAUUUACGGUAUUAUAGACUGUGCAACAGCAGCUUGCCAUCUGGGACAGUCAACUUUUAAAGCCACGGCGUUGGGUUAUUUUAAAGGCACAAGACCUGUGUAAUAUAUACUCGUAUAAUAUUGGCAAAAUAAGUUGUGUGCAACAAGAAUUGAAUAUUUUAAUAUAUUUUUGUAUGUACACCAGUCGGCAUGAAUUUUAUUUGUGAGGAGGAUAUCAAAUGAAGUAUUUUGUAUAAAACAAUGUUGUGUGUAUAAAUUUUAGUAGAAC
Molecule: messenger RNA, 23802 nt
Organism: Porites lobata
Lineage: Eukaryota; Metazoa; Cnidaria; Anthozoa; Scleractinia; Poritidae
Source: the annotation of a GenBank genome assembly